AUGCGUCACAAAAGAGCAUAUAUCAAGUUAACGAAACGAACUUUUUGCAGCCCCGGUGUGCCAAAUUUGCAACAGUUAACCGAUCGGCGGGGAUUCCACCAACCCAUUUUGAACCUCGAAGAUGAGGCAUACACCCGUCUUCUAAGAAUAUGUCUGCAGAACUGCAAACAAAUUCAAUCCCGCAGGCUGUUCGACGAAUUGCCACAAAGACUCGAACACGCCUCCAGAGCCGUUAAACUCAUCCAUGCCCAAAGUUUGAUACUUGGUUUUGAUUCACAAGGGAAACUUGGCAAUGCCAUUGUCGAUUUGCAUUCAAAAUGCGGCAACAUGGCCUUUGCUCAGAAAGCUUUCGAGAGGUUGGAACGAAAAGAUACAUUGUCUUGGAACCCAAUUUUAUCAAUGUACUCGAGGCGCGGAAUGUUAGAAAAAGUCGGACAACUAUUUUGCUACAUGCAGGUUUCCGGGGUGUAUCCAAAUCAGUUCACUUAUGCAAUUGUUUUAUCGGUUUGUGCUAGAUUGACGGACAUCGUGUUGGGAAAAACAGUACACGCACACGUUAUCAAAACAGGGUUCAUGUGUGACUCCUUUUGUGAAGGAUCACUUAUCGACAUGUAUUCAAAAUGUGGCCUUGUUCAUGAUGCAUGUGAGAUAUUUGAUGGGUCUGUAUGCCCUGACACCGUUUCUUGGACAGCGAUGAUUGCUGGUUAUGUUCAAGUUGGUUUUCCCGAAAAGGCACUAAGAUUAUUCCACGAUAUGUUGAAACUGGGCCAUAUACCAGACCAAGUAGCAUUCGUAACUGUCAUAAGCACAUGUGUUGAAUCAGGACAUCUUGAUGAUGCACGCCAUCUGUUCGACAAAAUGCCCAAUCCAAAUGAUGUAGCAUGGAAUGUCAUGAUUUCAGGGCAUGCCCGUGAAGGGUAUUACGAUUUAGCUAUUGAUUAUUUUCAAAGCAUGACUAGAUUUGAUCUGAAACCCACAAGGUCCACUCUAGGAAGUGUUUUGAGUGCUAUUGCAAAUACAUUUGAUCUUGACUGUGGUUCACAAGUUCAUGCUCAAGCAACCAAACGAGGGUUAUCUUCCAGUGUUUAUGUGGGAAGUGCCUUAAUCAAUAUGUAUGCAAAAUGUCAAGAAAUGGGUCCCGCUAGGAGUGUCUUUGAUUCAUUAGAUGAGAAAAAUAUUGUUUUAUGGAACACAAUGCUUGGAGGUUAUGCCCAAAAUAAAGAUUCUGAUCAAGUGAUUAGUCUAUUCAUAAACAUGAGACAUUCUGGUUUCCAACCCGAUGAAUUCACUUACACCAGCGUUCUAAGUGCAUCUUCUUCUCUAAAAAAUCCUGAAAUAGGGAAACAAUUUCAUUCACUUGUCAUCAAGAACAAGUUGCAUAUGAACUUAUUUGUGGGAAAUGCAUUAGUAGACAUGUAUGCAAAGUCUAGCUCUUUACACGAUGCUAUAAAACAGUUUAACAUGAUCAAGAACCGAGAUAAUGUUUCUUGGAAUGCAAUUAUCGUUGGAUUCGUUCAGGAAGAAGAAGAAGAGUUGGCUUUCAGCAUGUUUCAGAGAAUGCGAAAUGACGGGUUUGCCCCUGAUGAAUACUGCUUUGCGAGCAUACUCAGUGCUUGUGCAAAUAUUCAAUCUUUAAACAAAGGCAAACAAUUGCAUUCCCUAUCAGUCAAAUAUAAUAUGGAAACCAGUCUUUAUGCUGGAAGCUCUCUUCUUGAUAUGUAUUCCAAGUGUGGGGUUGUUUCCGAUGCUCAAAAAGUUUUCGAUUCCAUUCCGGUGAAAAGUGUAGCUUCUAUAAAUGCUUUAAUUUCUGGAUAUGCUCACAAUAACAUCGAGGUAUCUGUAAACCUUCUUAGGAACAUGCAGUUUCAAGGAUUGAAUCCAUCAGAAGUUACAUUAGCAAGCAUAUUAGACGGAUGCAACGAGCCUUCCAAAUUAAAUCUCGGUAGACAAAUUCACAAUUUAGCGAUAAAAUACGGUUUUGAAAAUGAAUUCUUUUCGGUAUCUCUUCUCGGAAUGUAUUUCAAAUCCCGGGCAGAAUCAGAUUCCAUGGUUGUCUUCUCGGAAUUAUCAAUUCCGAAGAGCACGGUUUUAUGGACCGUUGCAAUAUCCGGAUUCGCCCAAAACGAUUCCGGUGACGAGGCGCUCGCGAUAUACCAACAAAUGCGAAGACACAAUUCAAUGCCGGAUCAAGCGACAUUUGUCAGUGUCCUAAAAGCAUGUGCCACGUCAGCGUCUCUACCCGAUGGACGCGGGGUCCACUCGCUUGUUUUCCACACGGGUUUUGACUCGGAUGAGUUGACCGGGAGUGGAUUAGUCGACAUGUAUGCUAAAUGCGGAGAUAUCACAAGCUCUUCACAGGUUUUCAAAGAAAUGGUCACGAAAAAAGAUGUCAUCACAUGGAACUCGAUGAUUGGUGGGUAUGCGAAAAACGGGUAUGCGGAAAACGCGUUGGAGGUGUUUGACCAAAUGCGAAAGUCAACCGUAAAGCCCGAUGAUGUCACGUUUCUUGAAGUGCUCAUGGCGUGUAGUCACGCGGGAAAGGUGUCAGAAGGGCGUGAAGUAUUUGAUACAAUGACAAGUUUUUAUAAGAUUAAGCCACGUAUGGAUCAUGUUUCUUGUUUGAUUGAUCUUUAUGGGAGAUGGGGUUAUUUGAAAGAAGCUGAGGAGAUAAUCGAUGAACUUGAGUUUAAACCGAAUGCGGUUGUUUGGGCUACGUUUCUUGGUGCGUGUAGGAUUCAUGGGGAUAAAAGAAGGGGGAAAAGGGCGAGUGAGGAGUUGUUGAAUUUGGAGCCUGAAAGUUCGGCUUCUUAUGUGUUGCUUUCGAAUAUAUAUGCCGCUUCUGGGAAUUGGGAGGAGGUGAAUUUAGUGAGGAGGGAGAUGAAAGAGAAGGGGGUUAAGAAGCAUCCUGGAUGUAGUUGGAUUAAAUUGGGAGGGGAGACUCAUUUAUUUGUUUCGGGAGAUGAGUUGCAUUCUAGUUCAGGGGAAAUAUAUGGGGUUUUGAAGGAAUUGAAAGGAGUGAUGAAGGAUGAAUCUGGUGUUCUUGAUGCUAUGGCAGAUUAA
Messenger RNA from Lactuca virosa, 3060 nucleotides. Lineage: Eukaryota; Viridiplantae; Streptophyta; Magnoliopsida; Asterales; Asteraceae. The record is from the annotation of a GenBank genome assembly.